AUGAAGCUUCAAAUCGCUCAUUGGAAUGAUGUCUACCGUGUUGGCCCCCAGAAGCUCUCUACGAAACCGGACGAUACUAUUGACGUAACUCAAUUCGCCGCGAUGCUGGACGGCAUUCGUCGGGACUGGCCAAAAGAUGCUGGCCUCUCAUUAUUCUCUGGGGAUCUGUUUGCACCCUCGGUAGAGAGCUCUAUCACUAGGGGAAGCCAUAUGGUCCCGGUUAUCAACGAACUCGCGCCGGAUGUUUCUCUAGUCGGCAACCACGAUUUUGACUUCGGUUACCACCAUCUGCGCCUUCUCAUCGCGGAUACAAAAUUCCCGUGGUUGCUCAGCAAUAUCAUCGAUGAGAAAACCUCCAAGGUUCCGGACGUCCUACACGAAUUUAAAGUCGUGGAGAGAUCUGGAAUUCGUAUUGGCAUCAUUGGCUUGGUAGAGAAGGAAUGGAUCGGUACUGUUUCGACCUGGCCGGCAAACUUCAAGUACAAAGACAUGGCAGAGGCAGGCAGAGAUCUAUCUGCCCGUUUGCGAGACCCAUCUGGUGAACAUCGGUGCGAGGUCAUCAUCGCAUUGACCCACGCGAGGGUACCAAACGAUAUAAACCUAGCCAAGGACCUCCAUGCUUCUUCCCCAGCUACACAAGAGAGUUCUCCAAUAGCAGACACCCACGGUGUGGAUCUCAUCUUGGGAGGUCAUGAUCAUUUAUACUAUGUCUCGCGCGGUGUAAGUGCUUGGGAAGGAUAUGAUACCACUCAAGACGCUCUUGGUGCCGAAGAGGAUCACGGAGACGUGCUUGUUGUGAAGAGCGGUACUGACUUCCGCGACCUGAGCGAGAUCACGCUGGAGUUGGAGGACACACCCGAAGGAAGUGUCCGAAAGAGAGUCAUCAAAAACAUAACUGGCAAGAGGCGUAGCACUCAGCCUGGAUCUGAGGCUUCCCCUGCGAUGUCAAAGAUAGUAGAAAACAUUCUCUCGUCCGUUGGGUCGACAAUGAAAGCGCCCGUUUGCAAGACGGAAGUUGAGCUGGAUCUACGGUCUCAGCUCAUCAGAACUGCAGAGUGUGCCUCCUCUAAUUGGUUUGCAGACAUCAUUAGACACGCAUACGACGAUGCCCUCUGUCUUCAGGGAUGCGGGGGCGCCGAUGGGGUCUUCAUAUGUGCGGGCACCUUACGUGGUGAUUCGACGUACGGACCUGUAGGCAUCAUUACUUUGGGCGACAUCAUGGAGAUUCUUCCCUUCGAAGACCCUCUAGUCGUCCUUGAGCUUGACGGUCAGGCUAUCUGGGACGCCAUGGAAGCGAGUUUGUCAACAUGGCCCGCACAAGAGGGGCGGUUUCCGGUUGUCUCUGGAUUUCGAGUCUCUUGGGAUUCGCGGAAACCGCCUGGACAAAGAGUACUUGGGGUGUGGUUGGUGAACGAAGUCGACGAAAGUGACCAUGGCCACGCCUCUAAACCUGGAAGUAUCCAUGAACUCGCGGACGGCGCGCCUGUUGAACGAAAGAAAGACGGAAGGCACUACAAGGUCGUCACCAGGGAGUACAUGGCUCAAGGCCACGACGGAUUCUUACCUUUACUAGGCCACAAGUAUUUGAUCGAUGAUGAGUGCGGGCAGAUGAUGAGCACUAUAGUCAGGAGAUACCUGCUCGGCUCGCAAUUUGUUAACAAGAUGGCACAGAGUAAUGACAACUCUGUAUUCGCCCAAUUUGCGACGAGUACGAAGAGUGCCAUCGCUCACGAACAAAGUCGCCGCGAAGCUCAUUCCAUUCGGAAGCAGCGCGGUAUCGAGACGCCUGCCAUUCUUUUGAAAUGGCGAAAGGCAGCUAGUCUUGCCCUUCAUUGGGCUCGGUCGAAGAACCAUUACCGGGCGCAGAUGAACGUGGCGAUGACUGAGCAUAUGAGUGGAAUCGAUCCAUUCGACGGCGAGACGGUCAGAAAAGGCGAAUGCCUAAAGCAGGAAGCCGACGAGGGCAACAGCGCGGAGGAUAGCUUAUUGACAAUUAGACCUGAGGUGGACGGUCGGUUGAAAGACAUAAGGAGAGGUCAAUGA
Molecule: messenger RNA, 2043 nt
Organism: Pleurotus ostreatus (oyster mushroom)
Lineage: Eukaryota; Fungi; Basidiomycota; Agaricomycetes; Agaricales; Pleurotaceae
Exons: 13
Coding region: 1-2043 (680 amino acids)
Biological process (GO): nucleotide catabolic process
Molecular function (GO): hydrolase activity
Source: RefSeq, a predicted model, not a curated record